AUGGGAGAGAAAAUAAAAGUACAAACAGUAGUUUCGAACCAGCUGGACGAAGAAUCGUCGAUCAGAAAGGACAAUAGCAUUAGCAAUGAUGAGGAUGAAACGUUUUGGCAAAAGGUAAUUCGUGUAUGCCAGGUCCAGAAGAAGGGAGAUUUGACGACUCAACAGAUGUUUCUUUACAAUUAUGAUUUGAGACCCGUGGAAGAAGCAAGAAGAACAUGGUCGUGGUUCAAUUAUGUGUUCUUCUGGAUUGCAGAUUCGUUCAAUAUCAAUACAUGGCAAAUAGCAGCCAUUGGGGUACAAGCUGGAAUGACAUGGUGGCAAACGUGGUUAACCGUAUGGUUAGGAUAUGGUUUGGCUGGUAUUUUCGUGAGUUUGGGUGCGAGAGUUGGGAUAUUCUAUCAUAUUUCAUUUCCAGUUGCCGCGAGAUCGUCUUUUGGAAUAUAUGGUAGUUUGUGGCCCAUUAUCAAUAGAGUCGUUAUGAGCUGCAUAUGGUAUUCUGUUCAGGCAAUGGUAGCUGGCCCAUGUAUUGGACUUAUGUUGAGAUCAAUUUUCAGUCAAAAUUUGGAUAAGAAAUUGGACAAACAGCUUGAUGAAAGCUUGACUACAUAUGAAUUUCUUUCAUUCUUCCUUUUCUGGUUGCUUUCCUUACCAGCACUUUGGUUUCCCCCACACCAGAUUAGACACUUGUUUACUUUCAAAGCAUACGUAGUACCUUUUGCAGGUAUCGGCUUUUUAAUUUGGACAAUUGUAAAGGCUGGUGGUAUAGGACCUGUUGUUCACCAAAAAGCGACAAUAAAAGGAUCUGCAUUGGCAUGGGCAUUUGUACAGUCUACCAUGAAUUCCAUUGCCAAUUUCGCAACAUUGAUUGUUAAUGCACCAGAUUUUUCUCGUUUUGCGAAGAAACCUUCAUUCGGAAUGAAAUACCUAGUUUAUACAAUUUCAAUUCCAUUAUGCUUUUCGAUAACCUCAUUAAUUGGUAUUUUGGUUAGUUCAGCGUCCACAGUUAUGUAUGGUGAGACAUAUUGGUCCCCAUUGGAUGUUCUUUCAAACUUCUUAAAUGAUUAUACUCCUGGUAAUCGAGCAGGUGUCUUCUUUAUUAGUAUUGCAUUUGCAUUAGCUCAAUUAGGUACAAACAUUUCAGCUAAUUCGUUAAGUUUUGGUACGGAUGUAACUGCUAUCUUGCCUAGGUUUUUGAAUAUUAGAAGAGGAGGAUACUUAUGUGCUGCAUUAGCAUUGGUUAUUUUUCCUUGGAGGUUGAAUUCAAGUUCAUCUAAAUUCACUACGUAUUUAUCAGCAUAUUCUGUAUUCCUUUCGUCUAUAGCUGGUGUGGUUGCUAUUGAUUAUUAUUAUGUUAGAAGAGGAUACAUCAAAUUAACACAUCUUUACUCACUUUUUGCACCAGAAAAUCCCAGUUCCGAAUCCUUUUAUAAGUUUAACAAAAUCGGCUGUAAUUGGAGGGCUUAUGUUGCCUAUAUUUGUGGUAUAUUACCAAACAUUGUUGGGUUUGUCGGGGCUACAGAUACUCAUCAUGUACCGAUUGGAGCCACUCGAGUGUAUGAUUUAAAUUUUUUCAUGGGAUUUAUUUCAUCUGGUUUGGUUUACGCAAUAUUGUGUCAUUUCUUUCCAAUGGAAGGUGUUCCAAGUGUUGGUCCUUUUGAGAAGGGCUGGUAUGAAGAGUGGCAGUACGUCGAAGAUUUUGAAGAAGAAUUGACUGGUCAUUCUAUUCACGAGGGUUUAGAACAAAAAAUCGCUUACACAUCCGGUAGCUCUAAAGAAAAGUAUAGUGAUACAAUCAUUUAG
Debaryomyces hansenii CBS767 is the source of this 1800-nucleotide messenger RNA. RefSeq names its product allantoin permease (gene DAL4). Gene Ontology annotation, cellular component: plasma membrane. Bases 1 to 1800 code for a protein of 599 amino acids. Gene Ontology annotation, biological process: transmembrane transport; nucleobase transport. Gene Ontology annotation, molecular function: nucleobase transmembrane transporter activity. Lineage: Eukaryota; Fungi; Ascomycota; Pichiomycetes; Serinales; Debaryomycetaceae. The transcript has a single exon. The record is from RefSeq and is a predicted model, not a curated record.